Molecule: messenger RNA, 2155 nt
Organism: Sinocyclocheilus anshuiensis
Lineage: Eukaryota; Metazoa; Chordata; Actinopteri; Cypriniformes; Cyprinidae
Product: DNA repair protein RAD51 homolog 3-like
Exons: 7
Coding region: 1-582 (193 amino acids)
Biological process (GO): reciprocal meiotic recombination; meiotic DNA recombinase assembly; DNA repair
Cellular component (GO): Rad51C-XRCC3 complex; replication fork; Rad51B-Rad51C-Rad51D-XRCC2 complex
Molecular function (GO): four-way junction DNA binding; crossover junction DNA endonuclease activity; ATP-dependent DNA damage sensor activity
Source: RefSeq, a predicted model, not a curated record
AUGAGCUCUACAGAACAGAGACAGGCUUUAGAGGAACUUACUGUUGAGAAGAUCCUCUCCAACCUCUUCUUGGUCCGUUGCCAUGACUAUGUAGAGCUGUUAGCUGAGGUUUACUUCCUACCUUGCUUCCUUUCCGAGCAUCCUGAGGUGCGGUUAGUAGUGAUUGACAGCAUCGCCUUCCCAUUCCGGCAUGACUUUGAGGAUCUUUCUCAGAGGACCCGCCUCCUGAACGGCCUUGCCCAGCAGCUUAUCCAACUAGCAACACAACAUAGUUUAGCGGUUGUUUUGACCAAUCAGAUGACGACAAGGGUUUCAAAUGGCCAAUCUAAGCUGGUUCCUGCAUUAGGUGAGAGUUGGGGUCAUGCUGCGACGCAGAGGCUCAUCCUGCACUGGGAGGGACUGCGAAGGCUCGCCUCCUUGUACAAGUCCCCAAGUCAAAUGGAGGCCACAAUUCAAUAUCAGAUUACAGUCCAGGGUUUUAGGGAUGCCCCAGAUGAACCCAGAACUACUCCUGAUUCAUCUGCAGUCUCAUCUCCUUCAGGAAACCACAGCAAACGCCCUCGAAUGGAGGAUCUGUCUUGAGGAUGUAUUGCAGACCAUUUUGGUUUUCAAAGCAAUAUUCCUACUUCAAAACUUGAAAUAUGCUGAGAAAAAAAACAAGGAAACAUCAUAGCAGGAAUGUACAGAUAUGUAUAUAUUAUAUAAAAACACAAUUAAGGACAAUUACUUCUUGGAUUAUUAUUGAAUAAAUUAUAGUAUAUUGAUUGUUGGCCCUUAGUUAUUUAUUUUAUUGUGGUAUUAGUGGAUCAAUUAGUGGAUCCAAUAUAAAUUUCCCACCAGACAGUGUUACAAUUUAGGAGGAAAGACUGAAAAUGCCAAACCUAUUCCAAACUUUCUAACGAAAAUUGGAUGACGAACCAGGUUAAAGGCCAUAUAUUUAUCAAAUUAUUAAAAGUUGGUGUGCAUUAUUUCCCACCGCUUUACUAAUAUUCUGUAUUUAAUAUAUGCAAAAUUGUUUUUCUGCCACUUCAAGUGCUAGUGAUUAGUCAAACCAAUCAUCGUUAAUCAUGUCACCUAAUUUGCACAGGCCCAAAAUUUGUGCCAUAAUAUGCAAUUAACUAAAUUUGUAAUAGUGAAUUGAAUAAUUUGGCCCUAAUGAACCCAGUGAGAAGGAUUUGUUGUGUACAUUGUGUUGUACAGGUCAUAUCAGGAUGACUUUCUGCCUUGAUUUAUGCAUGAGUGACAGUAUAGAGAUAAAGAGUUUACCGCUCACAUUCACCUCCAAGUAACAUUAAUAAUUUAGCCGCAGAUUGUGCCGGUUCAAUAUCAGUAUAUCAUCCAGGUUCGUUCUCUUCCAGUGUAUAUGUGUGCGGUUCAUAAUUUUAAUUGAAUUAUACACUGGGAAGCCAGCAUUACAUCAGCACGAAGAUAAAAUAUGAGCACUUCACCUCAUAUUUCCUUGGCUGGCGAUGGAUAGUUUAGACACCCUGCAGAAGAACUGACUUAAAUGCUUUAUGCUCAUGUGGAAAGAAGGGGACAUUGUGUUCUUGAUGUUUUUAACCUCCAUGUUAGACACAGGAAGAGAUCAUGAUUGAAGAACUGCCUGAGACGGAGUGCUGGACUAAUAAGAUUACAUCAUCUGGGGCUGGUUUUAGAUGAGUGACUGUUUAGUUGUGUCCUAACAAGCACUUGGCCUCAGGCUUUUUCAGGUGAGGAGGAAGGUACACUGGGUAUUUCUACACUGCUAUGAAACUGUCAUCCUGGGUCACUGCAUCAGACAUCGCUUUACCAUAUGAUUGAUCAUUUUGAAGGUGAACAUGACAGGUUACUAGCUGACUAUGAAUACAGUUUCAGAUUGCUCUAUACAGGCAAGGCUAUACUUUAUUCUUUACAAAUAUGCACCAUGGUAACCAUCGAAAUACCAUAGUAGCUUUCAUAAUUUUUCUGACAUUUCGUUACCUAGCAAUAGCUGUGGUAACUAUGAUAUUUCACCACAAACUAUGGUUACCCUACAUUUCUGAAAAGGUUAAUACUGAGUUUGAAAUAUGCUUAGAAGAUUUUAGAUUGUUUCCUGUCAUUUUAAUGGUUAAUGAUAGUAUCUGGCAGCCCACAUUUGAACUAAUAAUAAUAACAAUGUCUCAGCUAUAGCUGGCUA